Molecule: messenger RNA, 2496 nt
Organism: Pelodiscus sinensis (Chinese soft-shelled turtle)
Lineage: Eukaryota; Metazoa; Chordata; Testudines; Trionychidae
Source: RefSeq, a predicted model, not a curated record
UUUAGAGAUUCUUCUAUGCCUGCUUUAUUUUUGAGCAAGAGGAUUGAUGCAGAGGGAUCAGUGGUAACAGCUGACACACUGAUACCAGCCAUAGCACAUUCGUUCCAGAAAGAACUCACAUCAAAGAAAAGGGAUGAGUUUGAAGAUAUCUUGGAAGAAAGACGGCAAUCCAGUGACUUGCGAUAUGCAAUGAAAUGUUAUACUCCUGUCAUUUACAAAGGACUUUCAGCUUGCAAGCCAAGUGCCAUUAAAAACAGUGUUCUUCAGUCUGAACAAGUUCAGUAUGUUAUCAAACAGUUAUCCAAAGAGAUGGGUGAGUCUGCUGAUAUUAUACAAGAAGAAGCCACUGAAAUCCUGGACGAGAUGGGUCACAAUUUACACAUAGGAGCUAUUCGAUUUUUUGCUUUUAGUCUGAGCAAAAUAUUUAAACGCCUUUUCCAGAGGGUUUGUGUGAAUGAAGAAGGAAUUCAGAAAUUACAACAGGCCAUUCAGGAACAUCCAGUUGUCCUGCUGCCCAGUCACCGAAGCUAUAUAGAUUUUCUGAUGCUAUCUUAUUUAUUAUACACUUAUGACUUGGCUCUGCCUGUCAUUGCUGCAGGAAUGGAUUUCCUCGGAAUGAAAAUAGUUGGUGAGCUGCUACGAAGGUCAGGUGCCUUUUUUAUGCGACGUUCGUUCGGUGGGAACAGGCUCUAUUGGGCAGUUUUUGCUGAAUAUGUUAAAACAAUGUUAAGGAAUGGCUAUGCCCCAAUUGAAUUUUUUCUCGAAGGAACUAGAAGCCGCACUUCAAAGACUUUGACUCCAAAGUUUGGUCUUCUCAGUAUUGUGAUGGAGCCAUUUUUUAAACGAGAAGUUUUUGACACCUACCUUGUUCCAAUCAGCAUCAGCUAUGAGAGGAUAUUGGAAGAAUCCCUCUAUGCAUAUGAACUUCUAGGAGUCCCUAAGCCAAAAGAGUCUACAUCUGGGUUGUUGAAAGCCAGAAAAAUCCUCAGUGACAAUUUUGGAAGCAUACAUGUGUAUUUUGGGCAGCCUGUGUCGCUCAGAACAUUGGCAUCUGGGAGAAUCAAUCGGUGCCCUUAUAACUUGGUCCCAAGGCAUCUUCCCCAAAGGCUAUCUGAGGAUAUCCAGGAAUUUGUUACUGAUGUAGCCUACAAAAUGGAGCUUCUACAGAUAGAAAAUAUGGUUCUGAGCCCCUGGGUAUUAAUUGCUUCUGUCCUGCUUCAGAAUUUGCCAGCCAUAGAUUUUGAUGUUCUCGUUGAAAAGACACUUUGGCUGAAAGGCAUAACGCAGGUGUUUGGGGGAUUCUUCGAGUGGCCUGAUAAUCUCUGUGCCAACAAAGCAGUCACAUCCAGUCUUGCCUUGCACACCAACAUUGUGAGCCUUGUCAAUGGCCAGGUGGUUUUAAAUGACAUGGGAAUAGAGGAUGGAGCAACAGAAGAACUUAUUUUUAAACAAGCCCUCUCCAUCCUCAUGUGUGGAGCAUACCGGAACCAGUUGCUAAAUGUGUUUGUGCGCCCAUCUCUGGUAGCAGUAGCAUUGCAGAUGACGCAAAGUUUCAGAAAAGAGGAAAUCUAUAACUGCUUCAACUUCUUGCGGAACAUGUUUUCUGAUGAGUUCAUCUUUUUCCCUGGCAUUGCACUGAAGGACUUUGAAGAAGGAUGUUUUCUGCUUACAAAAUGUGAUGUAAUUCAAGUGACUCCCCAGGAAAUCUUAGUUACCGAGAAAGGAAAUUCUGCAGCAUCUUUUUUGGCAGCUAUGUUCAGGCCUUUUAUGGAAGGUUACCAGAUAAUCUGCCGAUAUCUUUCAAAAGAAACAAAAGAGACCUUUACUGAAAAGCAGUUUAUACUUGGAAUCCGUAACUUUGCUUUUCAGCUACUUGAGACAGGAAGUACUCAGUGUUAUGAAGUUUUGUCUUCUGACUUGCAGAAAAAUGCAUUGGCAGCUUUUGUACGACUAAAUGUAAUGAAGAAGAUGAAAAUGACUAGUGGAUUAACUUACACUGUAAACAAAGAGGCACUCAGUAAAACAGAAGAAAUGUUUGAGUCUCAGAUACCUAAAAGGAAACUUGUGACUGCAAGACUUUAAUAUUAAUCAAAAGACUUUGAAUUAUUUCACUGUGUGCACUAUAAUUUACAAAAAACACUGACAAGUAGUCAACUGGGGUAUGGAUAGGUACAGAAAUAUACAUCUUGCCUUUUCCAUUUUGGAAUUUUCAUAUAUAUUGAUAUUAGAUGUUGAGCAAAGGUUGUUCAAUUGAAAUAUUUUCAUUACCAGGACUGAACUUUAUCAGUACUGAUGUUUACUGUGUUUCUUUUUAAACUAAAUUUAAACAUCUUUUUGGAUACAUAUUUGAAGAAAAAAAAUGCACAGAAACAUAUACUUUACAUACUUUUUUAGUUUUGCUACAAGGAAAAGUUUUGUUUCAAAUAGGUUAUUUCAUCAAUGGUAAACUGUAACUGAGAACUAAAGACAACAUUAAACAUAAUAUUUAGACAAAAA